AUGUUUAGAUCAUUUACGGGAACGCUUGCCAGCCGCAUGAGUGCCUGGUGGAGGGCCGGUGGCCGCUUAUGUUCUCCUCCGAUAAAGAAGCCUCAAAUACUUGAAUGGCUUGCUUUACAAAAGGCGGGAUCUUUGAAGGUACCUUUGACAGAAGUUCCAAAGGCGAUUCGGAGGGAGCAGCGGAGGCGACGAAUACGUGAGGCAGCGCAGCUCCAGGGUGAGGCUGUGAAUGACAGUAUUCCUGAAUUCCUAAUCAAUCGUUGGGGAGACAGGUUUCAGAUAGCGACGGUAGAUGAGGCAGGACACCGGGUCAGCCCGUCGUGUUUGGUAUGGGCCUACGACGUUAAAAAUUAUGGCUGGUGGAGCACGGUAUCCAAAGGUAUAGAUCCGAUCGGGCUGUCAGUCUUCGGUUUAGCCAAGGCGGUCGAGAGAAUUCGGAGCCGGACGUGUACAUUAUUGUCAGCCGGUUUUUAUUCGUGUACAGAAGGUAAUGUUCGUCACGGUGGUGGCAGCGGAUGUGAGAGAUGCGAGAGCCAUUGGGACCUUGUGGAGUUUUGGGAAUGGUUACGUUCAAGACAUUUUUGUGAGAUGCGUAGUUUUCACAGCCACGGCGUGCCAACCUUCAGGAGCCUUGUGGAUCAGAUUGCCGGCAGCAUCGGCUUUGCACCGCCAUGCAGAAAAGCCGCGCGACGUGUUGUCUCGCCAUGGGAGUGUGAUCCAACGUUAUUCAACAGCCCGGAAACUAUAACAAAAAAAAUGACUGCCUGGUGGAGCUAUCAAAGCAGAGCAGCCCGACAGAGUCCCGAAGGUCUGGAUCGAUGGGAAUUCGAGCGGGUAGUCAUGUACAGACUAGCUGAACUUGACCGAGAAACGGGAACAAAUUAUUUCCAUGAAUAG
Molecule: messenger RNA, 897 nt
Organism: Gregarina niphandrodes
Lineage: Eukaryota; Apicomplexa; Conoidasida; Eugregarinorida; Gregarinidae
Exons: 1
Coding region: 1-897 (298 amino acids)
Source: RefSeq, a predicted model, not a curated record